Molecule: messenger RNA, 1059 nt
Organism: Aureobasidium namibiae CBS 147.97
Lineage: Eukaryota; Fungi; Ascomycota; Dothideomycetes; Dothideales; Saccotheciaceae
Product: Pkinase-domain-containing protein
Exons: 3
Coding region: 1-1059 (352 amino acids)
Biological process (GO): protein phosphorylation; intracellular signal transduction
Cellular component (GO): nucleus; cytoplasm
Molecular function (GO): MAP kinase activity; ATP binding
Source: RefSeq, a predicted model, not a curated record
AUGUCGCGCGCACCCCAAAGCGGAUCCCGCAAGAUCUCGUUCAACGUGUCAGAGCAGUAUGACAUUCAAGACGUAGUAGGCGAGGGUGCCUACGGUGUUGUAUGCUCUGCACUGCACAAGCCGUCGGGCCAGAAGGUGGCCAUCAAGAAGAUCACUCCCUUCGACCACUCCAUGUUCUGUCUGCGCACACUGCGCGAGAUGAAGCUCCUCCGCUACUUCAACCACGAGAACAUCAUCUCAAUCCUCGACAUCCAGAAGCCGCGCAGCUACGAGACCUUCACCGAGGUCUACCUCAUUCAAGAGCUCAUGGAGACCGACAUGCACCGCGUCAUCCGUACCCAAGAACUGUCAGACGAUCACUGCCAAUACUUCAUCUACCAGACACUGCGUGCUCUCAAGGCCAUGCACUCGGCCAACGUCCUGCAUCGCGAUCUCAAGCCUUCCAACUUGCUGCUCAACGCAAACUGCGAUCUCAAGGUCUGUGACUUUGGUCUCGCUCGCUCAGCUGCCUCGACCGAAGACAACCAGGGCUUCAUGACCGAAUAUGUUGCUACCCGUUGGUACCGCGCUCCCGAGAUCAUGCUCACCUUCAAGGAGUACACCAAGGCCAUUGACGUGUGGUCCGUCGGCUGCAUUCUCGCCGAGAUGCUGAGCGGCAAGCCCUUGUUCCCGGGCAAGGACUACCACCACCAGCUCACCCUCAUCCUCGACGUUCUGGGUACGCCCACCAUGGAAGACUACUACGGCAUCAAGUCACGCCGCGCUCGCGAGUACAUUCGUAGCUUGCCCUUCAAGAAGAAGAUCCCGUGGAAGGCCAUGUUCCCCAAGACUUCGGACCUUGCCCUUGACUUGCUCGACAAACUUCUCGCCUUCAACCCUGCUAAGCGCAUCACCGUUGAAGAAGCUCUGAGACAUCCUUACCUCGAGCCCUACCACGACCCCGAAGACGAGCCUACCGCCGACGCCAUUCCCGAAGAGUUCUUCGACUUUGACAAGAACAAGGACAACCUCACCAAGGAGCAGCUCAAGCAGCUCAUCUUCGAGGAGAUCAUGCGGUAA